GCCAACGCUGCGAAGUCGUCUGCGCACUUUUGCAGAGCAAAUAGAUGGUUAAUAAGUCAAAGGAUAAAAGCAAAAACCAAAAAGAAAAAAAACAAUAAUUCUAAGCGAGACAAAGAAACGAACCUUCUUUCCACGUUCUCUAUUCUUUUACUUCUUCUGCAAUCAGGAAAGCAUUGUUUAUUGACAGAAAACUAUGUAAACAGCGGAUAAUAUCCGUCCAUUUGUAUUAGUGGAAUUGUAGAGAAAAAUGGAUCUAAAAGAUAUUCGACUUGAUCCCAAUUCCGAGUCUACCCAAUCUAUUGGUCAAAUAUCUCAUUUGGCUCUUGAUAUUGGAGGAUCUCUAAUCAAGGUGGUUUAUCUCUCAAGAUAUAGUAAUAAUUCUGCUGAUAUUGAGGGGGAGAGCUCAAGCUCUGAUGAUGAUACUCUUGUUCUUUCCAAUGUUAAUGGCGAACAUCAUAUUCUUGAAGGAAGACUUCAUUUUGCAAAGUUUGAGACAAGCAAGAUAAAUGAUUGCUUGGAGUUUAUUAGUUCCAAGAAACUUCACCUUGGUGGUUUCCAGCGUCAUGAGAAUCCUACCAAGGACAGGAACUUCAUUAAGGCCACAGGCGGUGGGGCAUACAAGUUCACGGACUUUUUCAAAGAAAAGCUUGGGUUUAGUCUUGACAAGGAAGAUGAAAUGGAUUGCCUUGUGGCAGGAGCAAAUUUUUUGCUUAAGGCAGUUCAUCAUGAAGCUUACACAUACAUGGAUGGUCAGAAGGAAUUUGUGCAGAUUGACCACAAUGAUCUGUACCCCUAUCUGCUUGUGAAUAUAGGAUCUGGUGUUAGCAUGAUCAGGGUGGAAGGAGAUGGAAAAUUUGAACGAGUUAGUGGAACAAGUGUCGGAGGUGGCACCUUUUGGGGUUUGGGAAAGUUAUUAACAAAAUGCAAGUGUUUUGAUGAGUUACUGGAGUUAAGUCACCAGGGGAAUAACCGAGUGAUAGACAUGCUUGUCGGGGACAUCUAUGGCGGAACAGAUUACUCAAAGUUUGGUCUUUCAUCAACAACUAUUGCUUCCAGCUUUGGGAAGGCUGUUUCAGACAAUAAAGAGCUGGAAGAUUACAAACCUGAAGAUGUUGCCCGGUCUCUUCUCAGAAUGAUUUCCAAUAAUAUUGGGCAGAUAUCUUAUUUGAAUGCACUUCGAUUUGGGCUCAAGCGGAUCUUUUUUGGAGGUUUUUUUAUACAGGGUCAUUCUUAUACCAUGGAUACAAUUUCUGUUGCUGUUCAUUUCUGGUCUAAAGGUGAGGCAAAAGCAAUGUUUUUGCGGCAUGAAGGGUUUUUGGGAGCUCUAGGUGCAUUCAGGAGCUAUGAAAAGCGCAGCCUUGAUGAUUUCGGGGUUAAUAAAUCCCUGAAACUCCCAGAAAAUGCCUCCUACACCGCAGAUUCAAAUUUUAACCCACCAAGUGGGGAUUUGAAGGAUAAUGGAAGUAUACAAUCUAGUGUUUAUGCAUCUUAGCGCCUGCCGGGGCUUUCAUUGUGCUUGGGUCUGGUUAGGAAACUGUUAGUACUCCAGGUUCCAGCACCCUGUGCAGGUCAGAGAAAUUUUGUAUAAUGUGUAGUAUAGUUGAAAGCGUGAGGACCAAUAAUUUGUAUUAGAAAGAUCAUAGAUUUGGUAGCGUGGAAGUAUCAGCAAAGCAUAAUACCUAAAUUCUUUUCCCUCAUAAUUCACUUCCACAUUGUGUACUGAGAUGAACUUUGUAUCUUUUGUUUAAUAAAUUCUAUUUCUUA
This is a messenger RNA of Ricinus communis (castor bean), 1764 nucleotides long. RefSeq names its product pantothenate kinase 1. Gene Ontology annotation, cellular component: cytosol; nucleus. Lineage: Eukaryota; Viridiplantae; Streptophyta; Magnoliopsida; Malpighiales; Euphorbiaceae. The transcript has 11 exons. Gene Ontology annotation, molecular function: pantothenate kinase activity; ATP binding. The record is from RefSeq and is a predicted model, not a curated record. The coding region runs from base 248 to 1492 and encodes 414 amino acids. Gene Ontology annotation, biological process: coenzyme A biosynthetic process.